Molecule: messenger RNA, 1909 nt
Organism: Papaver somniferum (opium poppy)
Lineage: Eukaryota; Viridiplantae; Streptophyta; Magnoliopsida; Ranunculales; Papaveraceae
Product: betaine aldehyde dehydrogenase 1, chloroplastic-like
Exons: 15
Coding region: 160-1671 (503 amino acids)
Molecular function (GO): oxidoreductase activity, acting on the aldehyde or oxo group of donors, NAD or NADP as acceptor
Source: RefSeq, a predicted model, not a curated record
AUUUUUAACUUUUAUGUUUAUAGAGAUCUACAACGAUUCCGAAUCGUUAGAGAACUGUAUUGAUUUUAUCCAGCAGAUACACUUAAAUCAGAUCAGAGUGAUUACCAAAACAACAAGAUCUAUUGAGUAAGCAGAGAGAGAAGUGAAUAGUCUACAGUAAUGUCGAUCCCCGUACCAAGUCGUCAACUCUUUAUCGACGGAGAAUGGAGAGAACCAGUUAAUAGAAAACGUCUUUCUGUUAUCAAUCCUUCUACUGAAGAAAUCAUUGGAGAUAUUCCUUCGGCUACUUCGGAGGAUGUUGACCUUGCAGUUGAUGCUGCUCGCAGGGCUCUUUCCAGGAAUAAAGGGAAAGAUUGGUCAUGUGCGUCCGGGGCUACUCGAGGAAAGUAUUUGCGGGCUAUUGCUGCCAAGAUAACAGAGAGGAAGCCAGCACUAGCAAAGCUAGAAGCAUUGGAUUGUGGCAAGCCACUGGAUGAAGCAGCAUGGGAUAUUGAUGAUGUUGCUGGGUGUUUUGAGUAUUAUGCAGAACUGGCCGAAGGUUUAGAUGCAAAGCAAAAGACUCCAGUUCCGCUUCCUAUGGAGACAUUUAAGAGUCAUGUUCUGAAGGAGCCCAUUGGAGUUGUCGGGCUGAUCACUCCUUGGAAUUACCCUCUUUUGAUGGCUACAUGGAAAGUAGCUCCUGCUUUGGCUGCUGGAUGUGCUGCUAUACUGAAGCCCUCGGAGCUGGCAUCUGUGACUUGUUUGGAGUUGGGCGAGGUUUGUAGAGAAGUAGGUCUUCCUCCAGGUGUGCUAAACAUUUUAACUGGAUUGGGCACAGAAGCUGGUGCUCCUUUGGCAUGUCAUCCACAUGUGGACAAGGUUGCAUUUACUGGAAGUUCUGCAACUGGUUCUAAGGUGAUGGCCUCUGCAGCUCAACUGGUUAAGCCUGUCUCUAUGGAACUUGGUGGUAAAAGUCCAACUGUAGUUUUUGAAGAUACAGAUCUUGAUAAAGCUGCCGAGUGGACUAUUUUUGGUUGCUUUUGGACAAACGGCCAAAUCUGUAGUGCAACAUCUCGUCUUCUUGUGCAUGAAAGCAUUGCAGAAGCAUUUUGCCAGAGACUAGUCAGUUGGAGCAAAAACAUCAAAAUAUCAGAUCCUCUGGAAGAAGGUUGCAGACUUGGGCCAGUUGUUAGUGGAGGGCAGUAUGAGAAGAUAAAGCAGUUUAUUUCAAAUGCUAAAACUGAAGGUGCCACUAUUCUCUGUGGUGGAAACCGGCCGCAGCAUAUGAAGAAAGGAUUCUUUAUCGAGCCUACUAUUAUAACAGAUGUCACUACCUCUAUGCAAAUUUGGAGGGAGGAGGUUUUUGGACCUGUUUUAUGUGUCAAAACAUUUUCAACUGAAGAAGAAGCCGUUGAACUUGCAAAUGAUACACACUACGGUUUGGGUGCUGCUGUAAUCUCUAAUGAUCUGGAGAGGUGUGAGCGCAUGACGAAGGCCUUCAAGGCAGGAAUUGUUUGGGUGAACUGCUCUCAGCCUUGUUUCUGUCAAGCUCCUUGGGGAGGCAUCAAACGCAGUGGCUUUGGGCGUGAAUUAGGGGAAUGGGGACUCGAGAACUAUCUGAGCGUGAAGCAAGUCACGCAAUACAUCUCGGAUGAACCGUGGGGAUGGUAUACAGCUCCUUCAAAGAUGUGAAAUAAAGCGUAAAGCUUGAGACGGGAAACACAUUCACUAUAGAACAAAAGCUAGUUGAACAAUAUAAAUGUUGAAUGAAAACAAAAAUUUAAUACUUGCAACCUUACUUUUCAAUGUCGAGGAAACUUGGAUGCUUGUCGUAUGUAGGUGUAUGGCUCCGUAAUUGUGGAACAUCCAAUCUUGAUAUGAUGUAUGUUUCCAGUUUACAGCAAUAAAAGCCAUUUUAAAGUUUAAUCCA